ACAAGUCAGCACAUAUGAAAUAUGACCAUACUCUUGACGGAAAGGCAACCAUCUUGACCUGAAAACUUGGUUGUUUCUUGACUUUUACGAGACACACACAGAGAGAGAAAGUGUUUUGGUUAGAAUCGGAUGCGUUUCAGACAACCCCACUUGAAACGAAUGAAUACAUAUAUUUGGAAAGCUGAGGAGUUGUUGUAGUUUUCAGAAGUGGGUUCAGUUGAGAAACUUCAAACUUCCCUCCAUCCUCUCUCUCUCUCUCUUUCUCUCUCUACACAAAGUAUAGCCUUCGGCGCACAUGCUUGGGUGCUUUCGUUUGAAACUUACAAUGGAGAUUUGAUAUGUAAGGAGGAAAUUUGAAAUUCACAGAGGUGUUUCUGUUGAUGUUUCUUGACUUGGGUUUUUGGUUUUCAAGUUAUAGAGCCUCCAGAAACACAUCAUUUGGAAGAGUCUAAGCUUCUAGAGUUGUGAACUCUUAAAUUUCUAUACAACCCUGUUUGAGUUUAUAUCAGAGUUUCCAGUCAGAUUAAGUUUUAGGAAAAUUCAAACUGAUGUAUCAAAGCAAAGAUUGAAGAUAUAUUAAAAGCUGUACCUAAAGGCAGCCAUUGAAAGCAUUUAUUGCACAAAGUUUUCUCUCUGAAGUUUCUGGUAGAAAUGGGAUGCCCAAAUGCCACAAGACUGCUUCUGCCCUCAUUGUUUGCGCUGCUGAUUUUAGCCUUAACCUUCACAGAAACUACCGGGCAAUUCGAUUCAGCUAGUGCUUCUCUACCAGAUACAAAUUCAAUCAAUGUGUCACGACCCGUGAGACAAUCAGAUGAUACUGUGAGGGUGGAUCCAUUGGACAAUUUCAACAAGUAUAGAGGAGGAUUUGACAUCACUAACAAGCAUUAUUGGAGUUCAGUUAUAUUUACGGGGGUUCCUGGGUAUGCAGUUGGACUCCUAUGGCUUUUGUUUGGAAUUUUAUAUGGAGGCUAUCUCGCGGCAACUGCUUACUGUUGUAAAAGAAAGGGAAAGCCUAAGACAAAAUCACUCUGUCACAACCAAUUUUGCUUAUGGCCUAUUCUCCUAGCUGUAAUCUUCACAAUCCUGGCAAUUGCUGCAUCUGGUUUAGCUCUUGGGGGGACUGCUAAAUUCCAUUCUGAAGCGAAGACUGUGGUGAACAUUAUUAUGCGCACAGCAAAUGAAGCAUCAGAAACAAUAUACAACACUACAGGGGCAAUGAAAGAAAUGAGAGAUAACUUGGGAGAAACUAAUGGAACUGGAGAGGCAACUAGCUUUCUUACCUCCACAUCUGAGAAACUGGAUGUUGAAGCAGCAGAUAUAGAAAGACAGGCUAGAAAAAACAGACGAUUGAUUGACAGGGGUCUCAAGAUAGUGUUUAUAAUAACCAUUGUGACUAUCUCCUUGAACCUGGUAGCAGUUAUUGCUUUGUCAGUGACUGGAAUUUUGAGAGUACGACGAGCACUUUACUGGCUAAUUGCAAUAUGUUGGUUCUUUACAAUUCUAUGCUGGUUGUUCUUCGGGAUUUAUUUCUUCUUGGAAAAGUUCUCAGGUGAUACAUGUACAGCUCUAGAAAACUUCAAAGAAAAUCCCUACAACAACAGCUUGAGUUCAAUCCUCCCUUGUGAUGAAUUGCUCUCUGCAAAACCAGUCUUAUUUGAUGUUAGCGCUGGAAUCUACGACCUUGUUAACGAGGUGAAUUCAAACAUAUCACUCCUGCAGGCAACAACAUAUCCCAAUCUUGCUUAUGUUUGCAAUCCUUUCUCUGCGCCACCUGAAUAUACAUACCGGCCAGAUGACUGUCCUGCUAAUACGAUUAGGAUUGGCGACAUACCAAAGAUAUUGUCCGUAUUUACUUGUUCUGAUGCCAAUAAUGGGACCUGCAAAGAGGGAGAAUUCAUAUCCACUAGUCAGUACAAAACAGUGGAGGCUUACACAAGUUCAAUCCAAAACCUACUAAAUGCUUAUCCUGGCAUGGAAAGUCUAGUAGAAUGCCAGUCAGUGAGUGACGCAUUUUCUGAGAUCCUUCGCGAACACUGCAAACCAUUGAAGAGAUCCGUGCGAAUGGCAUGGGCUGCAAUGGUGUUUCUCUCAAUCAUCAUGGUAUUUUUGGUUCUGAUAUGGACAGCAGAAGCUCAUCACGAGCAACAACUUCAUUCUUUGGACGGUUCUGUGAAACCUCAAUCUGCAACAACAAAUUCAUUGGAAUCCCAAGCAAAUAAUGAAGUGAUCAAAGAUCACUCGAACUCGAAUUCAGUCUAGAAAUUGCAAAUUUCGAUAUUGUUUAUUUUGGAAGACAAUGCGCAAGCAGCUUCCAGGAACGCCGGCUAAAGCAUCAACAAUACUAGUUUGUACAGGUAGAGAUACAAGAUCGCAAUAAGGAUAGAGAUGGAUUAUCUAGAUAGGAAAAAUAGAACACGGGCCAUUUUUUUGUCUCCAUAGGAAGGAAAAAGAUUGAAGUUUAGUUUGCAUUUUCUACUACCCUAGCGUUACAGAUUUUGCUUCUGUAAUCUAAUGUAGUGUCCAAUACGGGGAUUAACCCCAUAAUAUGGUGUAAUACUCUAAUUGUUUAGCAAUAAAAAACAAUUCCUUCAUCUAGA
Molecule: messenger RNA, 2597 nt
Organism: Theobroma cacao (cacao)
Lineage: Eukaryota; Viridiplantae; Streptophyta; Magnoliopsida; Malvales; Malvaceae
Cellular component (GO): membrane
Source: RefSeq, a predicted model, not a curated record